AUUGACGUGGCAUGCUGCGUACACCUAGGCCUUUUAUAUUCUGUACCUGGUUUAGCUGACCGGUCUGGUGGAAGGCAGGUUCCUGGUAUAGAAAAAGGGACUUGUUGGGAAGUUGGGUGUUUUUUUAGUAAGAAUAUCAUCCUACACCCUUGACCAUGUUACGCAGUGUUGGCCUCAGAUCUCUGUUUAGUUCAACUGCCAAGUAUCUACCUUCCAAAUCCAGUCCUGUAACUUGGGUAAAAUGCAGUGCCAGUUUUGGAUGCUCGGGCUUGUGCUGCCGCCGGGCAGAGUGGUUUAAUGGCUCUUUACGAAGCGAUGUUCACCCAGUAUAGUAUCUGUGCUGCUCAGAUUUUAGUAACAAACCUGGACUUCCAUGAUGACCAGAAGCGCCGGAAUUUGAACAGCACACUGCAUGAGCUCCUGCGAAUGAACAUUGUUCCCAUCAUCAACACAAACGAUGCAGUGGUGCCUGCGCCUGAGCCCAACAGUGAUCUGCAGGGGGUAAAUGUCUGUUUGACAGCCCUCCAGGAUCAGAUGAUGCAAAGUUGAUUGACAUCUUCUACCCAGGAGACCAACAGUCCAUAACUUUUGGUACCAAAUCGAGAGUUGGACUUGGAGGGAUGGAAGCAAAGGUAAAAGCUGCUCUCUGGGCUCUUCAGGGUGGUACAUCCGUUGUCAUUGCAAAUGGGACAGAUCCAAAGAUUUCUGGUCAUGUCAUUACUGACAUAGUAGAGGGCAAGAAAGUUGGGACCUUUUUCUCUGAAGUGAAACCUGCAGGUCCCACUGUGGAGCAGCAGGCAGAAAUGUCACGAGCAGGUGGCAGAGCACUGGCUGCCUUACAGCCUGACCAGAGAGCAGAAAUAAUUUAUCGUCUGGCUGAUUUGCUGACAGACCAAAAAGAAGAGAUUCUUGCAGCUAACAAGGAGGAUAUGGAGGAAGCCAUAAGCAGAGGGAAGCUGUCUCAGCCUUUAUUGAAACGCCUGAACCUUUCAUCAGCAAAGUUAAACAGCCUGGCCAUUGGACUGAGACAGAUUGCAGUAAGCUCGCGGGAUAGCAUUGGUCAUGUUCUGCGCAGAACACGAGUUGCCAAUGGUCUUGAACUGGAGCAAGUAACUGUUCCUAUUGGGGUCCUUCUAGUAAUAUUUGAGUCUCGCCCAGACUGCCUCCCUCAGGUAGCAGCAUUGGCGAUCGCCAGUGGUAACGGACUGUUACUGAAGGGAGGAAAGGAAGCGCUCCACAGCAACCAGGUUCUCCAUCAACUAACUCAAGAAGCCCUUUCUCUCCAUGGAGUUCAGGAUGCAGUACAGCUGGUAAGUACCCGCGAAGGAGUUGAAGACCUCUGUCGAUUGGACAGACUGAUCGACCUUAUAAUUCCUCGAGGUUCUUCACAGCUGGUGAAAGAUAUCCAAAAAGCUGCAAAGGGAAUCCCUGUGAUGGGGCACAGUGAGGGCAUCUGCCAUGUCUAUGUCGAUGUAGAGGCCAGCAUUGACAAAGUCACCAAAAUCGUAAGAGACUCCAAAUGUGAAUACCCAGCAGCCUGCAAUGCCAUGGAGACACUAUUGGUACACAGGGACUUGCUGAGGACCCCAGUAUUCGAUCAGAUAAUCGAUACGUUGCGAGUAGAGCAGGUAAAGAUCCAUGCUGGUCCAAAGUUUGCAUCCUAUCUUACUUUCAGCCCAUCUGAGGUGAAGUCUCUUCGGACAGAAUAUGGAGAUCUCGAAUGUAGCAUUGAAGUGGUCGAUAGUAUCCAUGAAGCUAUCAGUCACAUACAUAAAUAUGGGAGUGCCCACACAGAUGUUAUCAUCACAGAAAAUGAAGAGACAGCAAGCUACUUCCUACAGCAUGUGGACAGUGCCUGUGUUUUCUGGAAUACAAGCUCUCGAUUUUCAGAUGGAUUUCGAUUUGGGCUUGGUGCAGAGGUUGGAAUUAGUACAGCACGUAUCCAUGCUCGUGGACCAGUAGGGAUUGAGGGACUCUUAACCACCAAGUGGUUGCUGCGUGGGGAUGGCCAUAUAGUAGCAGAUUUUUCUGAACCGGGAACCAUGAAAUACUUGCAUGAAAACCUGCCGGUACAUCAGAGAAAGGCCAGUUGAAAACCAUAUUCCAACCUGGAUGGACAAAUUUAUGUAGAGCUACACAGAUGGGUUGCUUAAUCCAGGAACUUAUGGUCUGCUGUUUGGAAAGUAGUUCUUGAGAUUUAAUGCUGGAGAGAACAAAAUAAAUCUUAGUCUGCAGUGCCAAUGAUUGCUUUUAGCACUCUUAACAGCAUGGCCUCUCUUCCUGACCAUACGUCAUCAGUAAAAUGAAGGAUGGACUUCACUUUAUUUGCUAUGCUUUCAAAUAUGUAAAUCAGAAGAAACCAACUAUUUCUUGAAAGUAAAAUAUUGUGAAUAAAGUGCUAUUGUUGGACCCAUUUUAAUGUAUUAUUUACAAUAAUGUAUUUUGUUUUGCAUUCAUUUCCUCAAAAAUUAGUUUUGCAGCAGACUUUUUAUUGUCUUUGUAAUUACAGGGAUGUAUUGUUCCAGUUGUUUCCAUUUAUGAUGGUUGCCUCAGGGUUAUUUUGUUCCCUUUGAAAAUAUUUUGUAAGAAAUUUGUAUUUUGUCAUCAAAUGUUUCCCAAAUAAACAUUUUCUUGGUCUAGUC
This is a messenger RNA of Protopterus annectens (West African lungfish), 2642 nucleotides long. RefSeq names its product aldehyde dehydrogenase 18 family member A1 (gene ALDH18A1). Gene Ontology annotation, molecular function: ATP binding; glutamate-5-semialdehyde dehydrogenase (NADP+) activity; glutamate 5-kinase activity. Gene Ontology annotation, cellular component: cytoplasm; mitochondrion. The record is from RefSeq and is a predicted model, not a curated record. Lineage: Eukaryota; Metazoa; Chordata; Ceratodontiformes; Protopteridae.